AUGAAAGGGAACAAGAAUGCCAUCUGCGAACCUGCUUCGGGUGAAAUGUCUUGCAAACCCGGGGUGAGCGGAGCAGCGUUCUCACUGCUGCUGGGGGGCAUCGGUAACGCCGACUACGACGGGAAGUGCGUGUUCUGCAGGAUCGCCCGCCGCGAGGAGUCGGGCACGGCGCUGCUGCCCUCCCAGUACGAAGACCUGGUUUGCUUCAGGGACAUCCGUCCCAGCGCCCCCCACCACUACCUGGUGGUGCCGGUGGAGCACAUGGGGAACUGCAAAACGCUGAAGGCAGAGCACGUCCCUCUAGUGAAGAGAAUGAUGGAAGUUGGAAAAGCUGUCCUCCAGAAAAAUAAUUUUAAUGACUUGAACGAUAUAAGAAUGGGUUUCCACUGGCCUCCAUUCUGCUCAAUAUCCCACUUGCACCUCCAUGUCCUGGCCCCCGCCAGCCAGCUGGGAUUCCUCUCCAGGCUCGUCUACAGGCUCAACUCCUACUGGUUUAUCACGGCGGAACAGCUGAUCGAGCGCCUGCAAAAGGACAGUGCUGCCAGUUAAAGCACUGGGAGCCUGUGUCACCGGCCGGUCUGGUCCGUGUCUUUGAACUCUCAUUUAAGGCUGCACGGUUUCAUGCUGCCAAUAACCAGGAUAAAAAAAGCUUUAGUUCCUUGUGAGGAAAUACAUGCAGAAUUUGUAGUUGCCAACCAAAUUCUCCCAUUUGGGUACUUCAGUCUGUACACUUCUCUGACAAUAAGGCGAUGUAUUUAAUUAUAAUUUUUAUUUGUGUAUAUAUACAUAUGUCAUACAUACACACAGAGCACUUUUCCUAGCGAAAGGCAGGGUGUAGCAGCAGAAUCUAGUACAACUAAGGCAGCAAGUCACUACUAACAGCAGGUACGUGGUACCAAAGGGAAUGUUUGUUGCAGAAUCAAGCUGUUCUGUCAAAGAUGCGUUGUUCUGGGAUUGCGAGUAACAUCUAAAACAUGUUAGUUUCCACCUGUAUUUGUAUGAUGUGUUACUUAAGCCUGGUUAUGAGUAGGCACAUUGCUGAAAAUACACUACUGUCUUUCUGGUGCUAAACCACUUUAAUGUAUUACCUGUCUUAUUUGCAUGACAGUGACAUAGUAAGUGUUAAUACGAUAGGUGCCUAAGAUGUGAUAAUGCUGUAUAACAUAGAAUAUAGUUUAAAUGUACGUGUAAGUGGUUGUAUGUUGGACUUAAAGAUUUUUUUUUUCUCCCUUAUGUACACAGUAUGUCAAGUUAGUUACUCUAUGCUUACAAAGAUGUGAAGAGUUCAGAGGAAUUGAUUUAAUAUAUCACUCUUCUGUACGAUGAUAGAAAAAAGUAUCCAAAUUUUUAGAUGUUCUGAUACUGAUCUCACUGGAAGUGCCUUGGAGAUUACUAAUGCCUUGGCUGAAUCAGAUUUCCAAAUGAAGUCACAAGAGAAAGGUCUGUAGUGCAGUGAGCGUGUGGCAGGCUGGUAUAACUGCAAUCGGAUUGGAAUUUGGGAUAGCAGGGACUUUGCCCAAAACUGGGCCAUGUGGGGUGGUUUGAGGAACCUGCUGACUGCUGGCCUUUGCUGCGUGGUGGAGUCAGUGGUGCCGGCGCUCUGCGCUCCAGGGCCUUAUUAAGGCAGAGUCCAGAAAACAUGGAGUGCAAGUUCUCCCCUCGCAUUCUUGGUGCCCAGCUCACUGCCUGUCUGUGGCCGAUGCCUUUGGGUGCAGCUGAGGUGACGAUGGUCUGUGGCACCCCCAGGCUUCCCUCAACGCAAUCCUCUCAGCACCUCUUGCCUUAGUGAUACAAUGAAUUGUCAUAUUCUUACAGUAAACUUUAAUAACACUUCAGAAAGUUCACACCUUUCUGAGGAGCAACGUUUUCUACCCACAAAAGUUGACACCUCUCUUUUCUCACAAUGUCUUGUUGUUAUUAGUGCUUGCGUGUCAUUUGUGGUCCUUUGGGGGUUUAAUCUCUAAGGUUAGGUAGGAAGAGCGUGAAUUAAAGCACUGAACUUUGGCUGCUUCUGUGCAAUAUUCGGGGAGGUCUGCGCUGGCCCCGGCCUUGUGGAACGUCCCAACAGUAAGUCUUUCAAGAGUCAAUGCUGUGUGUGUGUUCUGAUUUGUAAUUAAUUUAUGUAACUGUACUUAACUGUGACAUGUAAUAUUUAAAGUACCAACACGAACUGCUGUCAAAAAGGAUUAAUGAACAGAAUAAAUGCUAAUCCUGGAAUGA
Molecule: messenger RNA, 2220 nt
Organism: Calidris pugnax (ruff)
Lineage: Eukaryota; Metazoa; Chordata; Aves; Charadriiformes; Scolopacidae
Gene: HINT3
Product: histidine triad nucleotide binding protein 3
Exons: 8
Coding region: 1-549 (182 amino acids)
Molecular function (GO): catalytic activity
Source: RefSeq, a predicted model, not a curated record